CCCCAUCCCCUCGGGCCACCCUCUCUCGAGCUGGAGACUCCUAGCUCCCCUUCGGCUCACAGUCCGGUAACAGAGGGACACUGGAAUGGACACGGAAGGGAGUCAAAGCAGCCUGUCGUCCUCCGCGCAGGACUCCCCGCACGACCCCUGCAAAAUGUUCAUCGGCGGCUUGAGUUGGCAGACGACACAAGAGGGGCUGAAUGAGUACUUCUGUAAAUUCGGAGAGGUGAAGGAGUGUAUGGUGAUGCGAGAUCCGGUUACAAAGCGAUCGAGGGGGUUUGGAUUUGUCACCUACAUGGAUCAGACUGGCGUGGAUAACGUUUUGGCACAGAACAGACACGAGCUGGAUUCGAAAACAAUCGACCCAAAAGUUGCUUUCCCACGCAGAGCUCAACCCAAGUUGGUGACAAGAACCAAGAAGAUUUUUGUAGGAGGACUUUCGGUGAACACCACCAUUGAAGAUGUGAAGCAGUAUUUUGAUCAGUUUGGAAAAGUUGAUGACGCAAUGCUAAUGUUUGACAAAACCACCAACAGGCACAGAGGGUUUGGCUUUGUGACCUUUGAGAAUGAAGAUGUUGUUGAGAAGGUCUGUGAGAUUCACUUCCAUGAGAUUAACAACAAGAUGGUUGAGUGUAAAAAAGCACAGCCGAAGGAAGUGAUGUCACCCACAGGGACGGCACGCGGGCGCUCCAGGGUGAUGCCCUAUGGGAUGGAUGCCUUCAUGCUGGGAAUUGGGAUGCUGGGUUACCCAGGGUUCCAGACGGCCACAUACACCAGCCGUGGAUACACCGGAUUAACUCCAGGAUACACUUAUCAGUUCCCAGAAUUCCAUUUAGAGCGAACGCCUCUGCUGACGUCCUCACAUCCACCUGAGAUCACAGCCAUUCCACUGACGGCAUACGGACCAAUGGCAGCGGCCGCAGCUGCGUCGCUGGUCAGAGGCUCCACCCCCUCACGUCCCACUGGCUUCCUGGGCACCAGCAGCCCCGGGCCAAUGGCAGAGCUGUAUGCAGCAGCCAAUCAGGAUUCAGGUGUCGGCAGCUAUAUCAGCGCGGCAAGCCCCGCCCCCAGUACAGGGUUUGGACAUGGACUUGGGGGUCCAUUGAUUGCGACGGCCUUUACCAACGGCUACCAUUGAGUGCCCUUAACUCGGAAGUGUCGCCAUGACGACGACGUGAUGAUGAUGAUGUAAUGUGCUCAUGAGCAUCUGCAGUCUCUCACAUUUCAUUUUCUCUACUAACAUCACCAUCGGUUUCCCUCACACUCGUGCACGUAUGUUGUUUCUUCAGUCAGGCGUUUCUGAUGUGCUCUUGAAACAAAAGAUGAAGAAAAUUUGUCACAUUAAUACCGUUUCGAUUGUACACGGGGAAACAUGCAAGGAAUUUUAUACCCCCAGAGUUUUUAUUUGAUGAGUUUUCUGUUGUUUUUUCUGAAUGUGUUUUUAUGUUUUUAUUGUACUAAUGCUGUAAUGUAUGGAGUGAGAGAGAGAGAGAAAGAGAGAGAGCAGAUCUCUUAAUGUUUAAGCAUUAACUAAUCUAAAUAACCACGAACAAAUACUUAGGAGUCAUUUACACUAAACAAAAUCAAAACGACAGGACUGAAAUGUAUAUUUUGUUAGUUUUUUUAAAUAACAGCAUUGGUAAUAUUAUUAUAAACUGAAUGUGGUUUAUAUUUGUUUUUAAGUGGUUUUUACAAUGAUCUUGAAUGAUGAAAUGAUCAGAAGUCAUUCAUAAAGUCAUUCAUAUGUAUACAGUUUUAUGUGUAAUGACUUUGAAUGAUUUGUGUUUCAUGAUUUCGGCUCACUGUUUGUCUGUAGAUACUGUACAUAUUGCAUGGAUUUUGGGAGGGAUCGUCGAACGUUGGGGGGGAUUGAGGGGUCAUUUAUUGGUUUUUAUCGGACAAAAACUUUCUUCACAUUGAAUGGUCUUUUUCUGACAUUAUUUUCAUCAUUGGUCUGAUCUUCUUUGUUCCAAAAUCUUGUGAGCGGCCUACAUAAGAAGCAUUGUAGCUAAGCUUCAACCUCAAACAUUGUUAUUCUGCAUUUUAAAGACCCCAUGAAAUCAAAACAGACUUUUUUAAAUUCAUGUGCCCUCACAAAUUUUAAUCAAAAUCUGAAAAUUCCCCUCUUGUGGCAAUCCUAUUCUGAUGGCUUGGGCGUAGCUUUUGUUAACCCCGCCCCUGCCAACUGUCUGUGUGUUCCAUUACUGAAUGAAACACCUUCUUUUCUGUAUCCAAUCAAUUAAUAGUGGAAAAACAAGCCACGCCCACUCAUGUGAUAUUUUGUUUCACUAAAAAAACGUCAAAAUACAGAAGUAAAUUUGGUCGCGACUUCUGUUCAUGAGGACUUUAAAGUACCUACUUUCUUCAAAAUUCAAAAACAGAUACACUGAAAAAAUUAUUCAUUCAAUUUAUUUAAAUUUUUUAAGGUAAGUGUUCGCAAUCAAUUUAUUUACGCUACAUUUAAACAAAAAAAAUUAGAAAAACAAAACUUUUGUUUAAAGGUGCAUUGUGUAAUUUUUAGAAAAAUCUCUUGGCAGAAAUGCAAAAUAAUAUACAAAACUAAAUAAAAAUCAGGGGUGUAUAAAGACCUUUCAUAAUGAACCGUUAUGUUUUUAUUACCUUAGAAAGAGACGUUUUAUUUACAUACACAGAGGGUCCCCUUACAUGUAAGCCGCCAUAUUGUGCAGCCAUUUUUCUACAGAAGCCCUUAACGGACAAACUUUUUUACUAAACCAACUAUGACAUGUUUUUCCGGUGGCGGCUAACGUAGCUUCUCUAUGUGUUUCAAAAGCAAGAGGUAAGCAGUGGACUGAGCCUUUGGUUGCAAUUCGCAACCUCACCACUAGAUGCCCCUAAAAUUUACACACUGCACCUUUAAAUGUAGCUUAAAUAAAUUGAUUUGUGACCACUUACCUUAAAUUUAGUAAGUUGAAUGAAUAAUUUUUUUCCAUGUGUACUACAUGUAAACUUUCCAGAGAAGGCAAUCUCAUAAUGCACUGCGAUAAGGUAAAAUGCUCAAUAUAUAUCUUCUGAAUAUAUAUUAUUCAGAAAUUAUUGCUAAUAAUAAGUUUGUCACAGUAAAAAGGUGCAGUUUGUGUAAAAGAUUAGAAAUCAAUCAAGUUUCAUUAAGAUGUUAAACUAUUAGAUCACAAGGUUUUGGAACAAAGAGCUGAAGUAACUGUUAGAAGUCUUAUAAAUGAACUGUUUUGAGUUUUAAAUGUGUGCAUUAAAGUGUGUUUGUUACUUUGUGCAUGUGACACAAAAUACAACGUAUAGAAAGUAUUUUGUAGAAUUAAGAUGACAAGCAGUUCAUUUCUUUCUGGACUCAUGAGCUCACAAUCUUCCUAUAAACUGUACGCAGGUUUGAUAUUUUCUUCUUUCAUUGUACAAAGUACUUUAGUUUUCAGGGUUUUAUAUGAACGCCCGUGCUUGUGAAAACUGUGUUUUUAAUGUUUGCUAUCAUUUAUGAGGCGAUUACGCACAUCAGAGAAAAAUCUGCUUGUGUUAACCUAAAAGAACAAAAGAUUUCUCCCUUUUAUUUGGGAAAAAAAACAGGCGACACUGAAAUUAAUUUGUGUAGCCUCAGUGGAGGUCACGGCUGCUAGGGAUCUCCUCAUGCUGUUUGGACAUAUAUAUUAUAUAUAUAAUGUUUUGUGUGAUGUACUGCUAUUGUAAAUUCUCUCUUUCCCUCGCUCUCAUUUUUAAUUUUUUGAUUGUACAAUGCUGUUUAAAAAAAUGAAGGACAGAUUUACAAAGCAAAGUAGUCGGAGCGCUGUUACAUCUCAAUUCUGGUCCUGUUUUUGUCUUUUCUGGUGUUUGUUUUCCUGUGUACAUGCGUGCUUGUGUUAGGAGGCGAGUGCGCUUUGUAAUGUACACGUGUCAGUGUGCAUCCAUAUUUUGAUGUACACGUGAUUUAGUUUACAUGCAUUUAACUGCCACCUGUUAAACUGUCUCAUCUUUGUCAUUGAUGGAGAUAUUACUGCUCUAAUAGAGGCCUUCAGAUAACAUCCAGAUAUUUCACUCUCAUGACACUCCAAACUUUUAAGAGCAAUGUUUUGCAUUUGCUAAUUUGGUGUGAUUUGUAUGUUUCUAUAGAUUUGAAUGUGCAGUCUUCCAUUAGACACGUGUAGCCUCUUUUUUAAAGCGGUGGUCACCUCGAAAACCAAACCUCUCCGACCGACAGGGACAUCUCACGAAACUACUGCGCGGCACACACUGUAACUAUUUAAACAACGAAAGCAAUAAGUUAUUUUAUAAACUCGAGUAAUAACCAAUGCCGUUCACGGUGGUACGAGUAUGACGGCGAUUGUGGCAUUAAGAAUUAUUUUUCAGAAAAGAAGCUAUAUUUUUCAAAACCCGUUUUAAGCCCUUGAGAGUUUCUCAGAUUUUUACAGUGAAUCAUGUUAUGAUGUCUGUUUGGAUGUUUUGUAAACGGGGCGGGGCUUUGGGAUCAGUAACAGAACUGGAAAGCAUCAGUGGGCGGCGCUUUGGAGAAAUGCGUCAACACUGUGACCUGAUGCUCAAACUCACUGAUCCGCUCUUCCCUUUACUGUAUUUUUUAUUUUACACCUCUGGAAAUUUUCAAAUUAAAAGAUCCUAAUAAAUUAUUUUAAAACAUUCCAGUC
Molecule: messenger RNA, 4625 nt
Organism: Misgurnus anguillicaudatus (oriental weatherfish)
Lineage: Eukaryota; Metazoa; Chordata; Actinopteri; Cypriniformes; Cobitidae
Product: RNA-binding protein Musashi homolog 1
Biological process (GO): central nervous system development; regulation of translation
Cellular component (GO): cytoplasm
Molecular function (GO): mRNA binding
Source: RefSeq, a predicted model, not a curated record